AUGAGAAGAGCCAAUAGCACGUUCCAUCAGCCUGAUGGCUUUGUUCUGGUAGGCUUCUCAGAAUGGCCUAAACUAGAAAUGGUUCUUUUUGUGGCCAUCACCAUCUUCUAUAUAAUGACCCUUUUUGGGAACUCAGCCAUCAUUAUCUUGUCCCGCCUUGAUCCAAGACUCCAUACACCCAUGUACUUCUUUCUGGCUAAUCUCUCCUUUUUGGACCUCUGCUAUACUACCUCCACUGUGCCUCAAAUGCUGAUAAAUAUACAGAGCCGCCAAAGAAACAUCAGUUACAUUGGAUGCAUAGCUCAACUUUUCAUCUUCCUUGGUCUAGGGUCCACUGAAUGUGUACUUCUUUCAGUCAUGGCUUUUGAUCGCUACGUAGCUGUCUGCCAGCCUCUCCACUACACAGCCAUCAUGCAUUCUCGGCUAUGCCAAAAACUGGCAGCAGUCGCUUGGGUGACAGGCUUUAGCAACUCCUUGGUGCAGACAGUGUUGACUUUCUUGCUACCUCGCUGUGGUCAAUAUCGAGUGGAGAAUUUCUUCUGUGAGGUCCCGGCUAUGCUUCGGUUGUCAUGUGUUGAUACAUGGAUCAAUGAAGUGGAGAUGUAUGCAGCUGUGGUGGUCAUCAAGGUUAUCCCAGUUGGAUUAAUUCUGUUCUCUUACAUCAACAUUGUCAGAGCAGUCACAAAGAUCCAAACUUCUGAGGGUCGCAAGAAGGCCUUCAACACCUGUGGGUCUCAUCUCCUGGUGGUGAUUAUGUUCUAUGGCUCUGCCAUUAGCGGUUAUGCAUAUAUGGCCCCGAAGAGCAACUCAGCCAAACUGAAGGGCAAGCUUCUUGCACUUUUCUAUGGACUCAUAACUCCCAUGCUCAACCCGCUCAUCUACACACUGAGAAAUAAGGACAUUAAGAGAGCAGCAAAGAAGCUACUAGGAAGAGAACAAGAGCAAGGUUAG
Molecule: messenger RNA, 951 nt
Organism: Ochotona curzoniae (black-lipped pika)
Lineage: Eukaryota; Metazoa; Chordata; Mammalia; Lagomorpha; Ochotonidae
Product: putative olfactory receptor 2B8
Exons: 1
Coding region: 1-951 (316 amino acids)
Biological process (GO): G protein-coupled receptor signaling pathway
Cellular component (GO): membrane
Molecular function (GO): G protein-coupled receptor activity; olfactory receptor activity
Source: RefSeq, a predicted model, not a curated record